Molecule: messenger RNA, 800 nt
Organism: Populus trichocarpa (black cottonwood)
Lineage: Eukaryota; Viridiplantae; Streptophyta; Magnoliopsida; Malpighiales; Salicaceae
Product: dynein light chain 1, cytoplasmic
Exons: 2
Coding region: 114-611 (165 amino acids)
Biological process (GO): microtubule-based process
Cellular component (GO): dynein complex
Molecular function (GO): dynein intermediate chain binding; dynein light intermediate chain binding
Source: RefSeq, a predicted model, not a curated record
UCUCUCUUCAUAAAUCACAGGCUAUCAGCAUUUUUUCUCCAUAGAAGACCAGAAGAGCCGUAGCUCCACUCUCUGUCUUGGCUUCUUGUCUCUUUGUUUUUUUGUUUUGGUUCAUGGACGGCAUGGCCUCUCGAAGAUAUCAAGAAGAGGAAGCUGGCUCGAAACAACAUUAUCCCACCGUUCAAAUUAGUCAACAAGAAGCAACAGUAAUGACCCAAGAUAGGUCUCCGACAGAGGAAUUCAGGAUUAAGCUUGCUGCCAUUGCUUUAAGCUUAAAUGUAAGGUUAAGAUCUUCCGACAUGCCAGUCGACAUGCAAGAACGAGCCCUUCGCUAUGCAAGAUCGUUUCUCGACAAGUCACCAUCAUCAGCAGCUCCCAAACCCCGCCCCAAUCUUACCCUCCUUGCUCGUGCCCUCAAAAAGGAAUUUGACUCGGCAUACGGGGUGGCAUGGCACUGCGUGGUAGGGAAGAGUUUUGGGUCCUUCGUGACUCACUCACAAGGUGGGUUCAUUUACUUCUCAAUCGACUCGCUGUUUAUUCUUCUCUUCAAAACAGAGGUGCAACUGGUCACCGAAUUGGAACCUUCUUCUCAAUCAGUAGACUCGCUCUGAAGGUUUCGCAAAGGAUAACUGAUUAAGUUUAGUCCCUAACUUUCCUUUUCUUUUUAAUAUCUUAAACUUUGUAGUCUUUAUUUUAUUUUAUUUUAUUUUUAUCAACAAUGUAGUCUUCCUGUCUAUUCUUCAAAAAGCACGGUCAUCGUGUCAACUUUGUGCAUGGUCAAGUGAUCAUAUUUCCUUUCA